Molecule: messenger RNA, 306 nt
Organism: Penicillium cosmopolitanum
Lineage: Eukaryota; Fungi; Ascomycota; Eurotiomycetes; Eurotiales; Aspergillaceae
Exons: 2
Coding region: 1-306 (101 amino acids)
Source: RefSeq, a predicted model, not a curated record
AUGCUGCAAAGUCUUUAUAAAUUCCGAGCUCCUUCUGGUGACAAGGUGAACCCCGAAGACAUAAUGGUCAUCGCUCCCUACCGCGGCAGCGGAACCUGGUCAAAGAUUCCCUCCGUGAUCAGCGCCUGCGAGAACCCCAAGAGCUUGGGUUUCAACGCUGACCGUAACCGACUCAAUUUGCCGUUAGUCGGGCUCAAAGAGUCUUUGUCAUUAUUGGGAGCCUUAAAGAUGGGACCGAAGGAUGGUAUCGAAGGAUGGGACCGCCAAGUUCAUGACUGGAUGAUGAGACGUCGUUUUGAAGGGUAA